AUAAAUACAACAAUGCGUUUGUUCAUACCAAAUUCAACUCAAAACAAAUAUCAUAAUACAUCAACAACACUAACAAUGAACAACCAUGAAACUGUACUCUGUGAAGGAACUUUAGACAUGUUUGAUGCUCCAUCUUUUACUAGCAUCAAUAUUAGUAGUAAUUCUUCAUCUUCUCCGUCAUCUAAUUCUCCAUCACUUGUUUUUCAUCUUUCAACAUCAUCCGACUUUCAAACAUCUGAACAAACCAAACAAAGUUCAAGUGGAAAAAGAUCUAAAUCAAAGGCAAAGAAGAGGAAAGUUAUUUUGGAUGAGGAUGAUGAACGUGAUUAUGAGGAGUGUGAUUUUAUUUUGGAAAAGGGAGUUUAUUCAUAUGCACCAAAGUAUCAAUGUUGGACAGAUAUUUCAAGUGAGGUAAAACAGGUUUAUAGAGUGGUUUGGGAUAUGUUUGCCAAGUGUGCCCGUUCUAUCAUUAAUGAUCAUUUGGAAAUGAGAAACACUAGUAGAGUCCACCAUCUUACUCUUGGUUCAUGUCUACCAACAGUCUUUUACUUGAUAUUGAAGGAAACAAAUGGUGUAUUCAAUCAAUGGUUCCAAGUUGUUAAGAAGCAUGGUAUUAAAGUUAAGGAAGAAUGUAUCCAAUUUCGAUUCAAGAAUUGUCUUCCAUGUUUGGAUAAGUAUGAUGAUUGGGGCAACUUUCAGGUUAAGCUUAUCAACAACACGUGCAAAUUUGGCCAAAAAGUUUUGUUACAUAGGAUGAAAAUUAACUACAUCUCCCUUACCUGCAAUGUAAGAUCCAAUCAAGUCUACUCAUCAUUCAAAUUCGAGAAAGACAUGGAAAUUGUUGUUCAAUAAAUAUAGCCGUUUCAAUUU
Naegleria gruberi is the source of this 870-nucleotide messenger RNA. RefSeq lists its product as uncharacterized. NCBI's taxonomy places the organism in Eukaryota, Heterolobosea, Eutetramitea, Acrasida, Naegleriidae. The record is from RefSeq and is a predicted model, not a curated record. The transcript has a single exon. The coding region runs from base 13 to 852 and encodes 279 amino acids.